Perca flavescens (yellow perch) is the source of this 791-nucleotide messenger RNA. It is a transcript of the gene lypd6, whose product is annotated as LY6/PLAUR domain containing 6. Gene Ontology annotation, biological process: positive regulation of canonical Wnt signaling pathway. The transcript has 5 exons. Gene Ontology annotation, molecular function: acetylcholine receptor inhibitor activity. Lineage: Eukaryota; Metazoa; Chordata; Actinopteri; Perciformes; Percidae. The record is from RefSeq and is a predicted model, not a curated record. The coding region runs from base 118 to 636 and encodes 172 amino acids.
GUCGGAACAGCACAGUAGUUUCUGAUUUUCAUCUGCGCUGCCAGUCUCCUGCGGGCUUAUCGAGGAAAUAAAGCCGUUUGCCUAAAACAGAAAAGUGCAUGAAGGAACUUUAGGAUAAUGAUGGAGGCCUGGCUAACAGUGGCCUGGGUCCUGCUAAUGACCAACAUUGCUGAUUGGCUGAAAACUGUCCAGUCACGGGACUUCACCAUGACGGACAUCAUCCUGCUGCAUCCCUCAACUACACCUCAUCCUGGUGGCUUUAAGUGCUUCACGUGUGAAGACGCUGCAGAUAACUAUGAGUGUAAUCGCUGGGCACCGGAUGUUUACUGUCCAAAAGAUGCCAGAUACUGUCACACACUCCACAUGAUGGAUAACCAUGGCGACAGUGUGUCUGUGACAAAGCGCUGUGCGACGCUGAAGGACUGUCUGUUUACUGGUUGUGCUGAUGUCACCGAUAAUGGCUAUCAGAUGUGCUCAUCCUGCUGUGAGGGGAACAUCUGUAACAUGUUGGCGCCAAGGAAUGCGAGCAACGCCAUCUUCUCCUCGACUUCUCCCCUGGCCAGCUCGAGCAGAGGAUUUCUUCCUGCAAAGCUGAGCUACAUCAUCAUCGGCAUCUUUACAGCUGGACAUGUUUGAUAGGGAAGUUGCAUCUGUGAGACAUAUGCAUAUCAGACCCAACUUUAUAAAGGACACUUUUUGUGAAACUGAAAAAUUUGCUAAAAGGUGAAGAACAAUAAUAAAUGUAUUUCCUAAUCUCAUGGUAUUUUUUUACAACCCUGGUAUAUUUAGCA